CACAUUAAGACACCGCAAACGCUCGUUUCUGGGAAGCUUGCUGAAAUUCCAUUUCCUUUGCUGCUCCUCGUAUGUAUCCUCACGCUCUUUACAGCUUCUAAAACCCAGCUAGUUUUAACUAGCUUUGCUUGCACCAAUGGAGGGCAGCUAACACCGGCGAUUUCUUGUUAGGUUUCCGUGGCCGGCCGAUUCCGCUUUCCGUCGGCGCCUCAGCGACGCUGUGGCGGAGCAUCCUACGUGUUGGGUCGUGAGGUAGCACAAAGAGUAUCUGCAGGCACAGCUUCUGCAGGCGGGGAACCAGCUUCUUCGAGGGCACUGCCGGCGCUGACGAACUGGUGUGUCGAUGGCGGACUUGAACCGCGACACUGGCGACGCGAGUGUGCCACUUAUCGCACCUGCUAGCCCAAGGACCGACAAACCUCAUGACGUCAUGGGGUAUGGAGGCGAGGGCCACCACCGGCCGCCCGGCGAGCCCGGCCACGUGCGCACGCUGGGGCUGCUGCCGCUCGUGACCCUCAUCUUCUUCGAGGUGUCCGGAGGGCCUUUUGGAACAGAGGACGCCGUGUCCGCUGCUGGGCCCCUGCUGACCAUCCUGGGCUUCCUGGUGUUCCCGCUGCUGUGGUCGGUGCCGGAGGCGCUCAUCACAGCGGAGCUGGCCACCGCCUUCCCCGAGAACAGCGGUUACGUGGCCUGGGUGACCGCCGCGUUCGGCCCCUUCUGGGGCUUCCAGGAGGGGCUGUGGAGCUGGCUGUCGGGCGUCACCGACAACAGCCUGUACCCGGUCAUGCUGGCAGCCAACCUGGAGAUCUUCUUCCCACAGCUGGAGAGCGGCUGGCCGAGGAUCUGCUUCCUGGUGGGCAUGUCUCUGCUGCUGUCGUGGCUCAACUACCGCGGCCUGACGGUGGUGGGGCACGCCGUGGUCACGUCCACGGUGGCCAUCGUGCUGCCCUUCGUGCUGCUGUGCGCACUGGCGCUGCCGAGAGCCAACGUGAAGAACUUCACCAAGGUGGACUGGGACACAGUGGAUUGGCCCACCUUCCUCAACGUCAUGUUCUGGAACCUCAACUACUGGGACAGCGUGUCCACACUGGCGGGCGAGGUCCGCGACCCCGGCCGCACCUUCCCUCGCGCGCUGCUGCUGGCCGUGGUGCUGGUGGUGGCCAUGUACCUGCUGCCCACGGUGGCGGCGCUGGGCGUCACGGCGGCGGCGGGCGACUGGAGCCUGGGCUUCUACGGAUACGUGGCGCAGCAGGUGGGCGGCCCCUGGCUGGCUCUGUGGGUGGUGGUGGCGGCGGCCUGCAGCCAGGUGGGCCAGUACCAGGCCGAGAUGGCCAGCGACUCGUACCAGGUCCAGGGCAUGGCCGAGCGCGGCUUCCUGCCCAAGGCGCUGGGCCGCCGCAGCCGCCACGGCACCCCCGUGUAUGGCAUACUGCUCAGCUCGCUGGGGGUGCUGUGCCUGGCGUCCAUGUCGUUUGUUGAGAUUGUGACGCUGCUCAACGCCAUCUACUGCCUGGCCGAGCUGCUGGAGUUCGCGGCCUUCGUGUGGCUGCGCAUCAAGCAGCCGCACCUGCUGCGGCCAUACAGGGUGCCGCUGCCGGUGUGGGGGCUGGUGCUGAUGCUGCUGCCCGCCAGUGUGCUGCUGCUGGUGGUGCUGGCGGUGCCGUUCGUGACCGGCGACCUGCCCACCGUGGCCUGGACGCUGGGCGCGGUGCUGCUGGGCUUCGUCAUGUAUCCGGCGCUGCAGUUUGCCAAGAAGCGCGGGUGGAUGGUGUUUGAGGACAUGCACUUUGACUGCGCCAAUGUGUAUGACGCUAGUGGCGGCGGCGCGGCGGCUGGCGGCGCCGGCAUUCACAACUGUGCAGCGGCGGCGGCGGCGGCGACCAACGGUCACGGCGGCAUUGUGGUGGUUAGCGAUGAGCGCACCGCGUUACUGGCGGGUGGAGGGGCGAACUGAUGAGACGCUGCUACUGCCGGCAGCAGCUGCGGCUGUAGCACCAAGCGGGGAUGGGCUGGUGUCUUAGCAACGGGAUUGCGGCGGGUGCAGUGGGCUCGCGUGGUGGUGUGUCCUGUGGUGAGAUGUGGUGCGUGGGGCCUCGUGGAAAUGGCGCAGCACUAGGUCUUGCCUGGCAGCAGGAGAGCUGUGCAGCCUGUCUGGUCUGGGCUGGUGGUGUGCGGGAUUUUGUACCUAGUUAUCAUCGACUCCUGUACAGAACUGGUAGGUGUGGCUCGUGUAUGCAGUAAUAGCAGGAUGCAAACCUGCAAGGCGGACGUCGCCUAUCCUGACUUCACCGACUGACUGCUAGUAACAAGACCCGAUAGGUGUAAAUGGUGGUGUGGAUGAUGAGGCCGACCUUAGUGCUGGGGCGACGUAAAGAGCGGGGAGGAGUGGCGGGCGGCCGUGAACGCGCGUGGCGGCAACUUGGAGGCUGGGGCGGGGCCGGCGGGCUGUACGUACAAGUAGUAUAGCGGAAGGUGAGGGGGUUGGGUUGAGAUUAGGUGAGGAGCCUGCCCGCAUGCUAGGUUGCGCAGGGUUCGUGCACGUUGGUGCGUUGUGAGACAUGUGUGUAUGGACGGCCCGAUUGCUGUUGUACCC
Molecule: messenger RNA, 2593 nt
Organism: Chlamydomonas reinhardtii
Lineage: Eukaryota; Viridiplantae; Chlorophyta; Chlorophyceae; Chlamydomonadales; Chlamydomonadaceae
Exons: 13
Coding region: 431-1954 (507 amino acids)
Biological process (GO): transmembrane transport
Cellular component (GO): membrane
Molecular function (GO): transmembrane transporter activity
Source: RefSeq, a predicted model, not a curated record